AGGCGGGGCUGUGGGCGGAGUCGAGUCUCUGGCGCAGGCAGUGCUGGUUGGGAAACGGUCUCGCGAGCGCAGUCACGAGGAGAGAUUCGGUGAGUGAGUGUCGCGCGCCUCUUUCCGAUGAGAUAGUGCACACGCAUACACACACACUCACAUACACUCUCACACAGCGCGGCUCCGAAACAGACGAACUGUUCAACACCGCGCGCUCUGCUUUUAUUUCGGAAGGAUUUUUGAGAGCACAGCGCGAGACGGCGGGGGGACCGAGGGAUUUCAUCUACAAGUUUUUCUUUUCUGUUGUUUUUUUCUUUGUUUUUUAUAAAGAAGGAUUGUGGUUUACGGGGGUUUGUGGCCGCAAAGAUGAUGGUCGGGGAGAUCGAAGUGAAGGAGAGACCGAGGCCGAGUCCUGACUAUCUCAUGCAGUUACUGAACGAAAAGAAGCUGAUGACCAGCCUGCCGAACCUGUGCGGUAUCUUCACACACCUGGAGAGACUGCUGGAUGAAGAGAUAAACAGAGUGAGGAAGGACAUGUACAAUGACACUGUGAGCGGUUUGGUAGAUAAACACCCGCUGGAGCUUCCCGAGGCUCACGGCCCCAUCGUCCAUCUGCAGGAGAAACUCUUCGUCCCGGUCAAAGAAUACCCUGAUUAUAAUUUCGUAGGCCGGAUUCUGGGGCCACGAGGUCUCACGGCGAAGCAGCUGGAGGCGGAAACCGGCUGCAAGAUCAUGGUCAGAGGAAAGAGCUCCAUGAGGGACAAGAAGAAGGAGGAGCAGAACCGAGGGAAGCCGAACUGGGAGCACCUGAACGAGGACCUGCACGUUCUCAUCACGGUGGAGGACACGCAGGCGCGGGCCGAGAUCAAGAUGAGGAGAGCCGUGGAGGAGGUGAAGAAGCUCCUGGUCCCGGCGGCGGAAGGAGAGGACAACCUGAAGAAGAUGCAGCUGAUGGAGUUGGCCAUCCUUAACGGAACCUACAGAGACACCAAUAUUAAAGCCCCGAACCUUGCGUUCUCUCUUGCAGCGGCGGCCGCAGCGGCUCAAGGCCCUCGGCUGAUCGCCGCCCCCACCAGUCAGGUACUUCCACCCGGCGCUCUGCGCCCCCCGACCCCGGCCGGAACGCCCAUCAUGAACCUCAUCCGUCCAGCGCAGAUGCCCGCCAUGCUGCCCAACGCCACCCCGACGCUGGUGCCCCCGGCGCCCGACGCAGGCAUCAUCUACGCCACGCCCUACGACUACCCGUACGCCCUGGCACCCACCUCUCUCCUGGAGUACCCCAUCGAGCACGGAGGCGUCCUAGGUAAGCGCGCGUGGGGGCUCUGUGCUUCAGGCUUCGGCGGGCAUCAGGAUGGCGCCGCCGCAAUGUUUUACGGGGGCAGCUUGGACAUGAUGAUGCCAAGCCCUGCCCAGGACUUAGUCCAAGGUGCAAUGGCUACUAAAGUGCGGAGACAUGACUCACGGGUCCAUCCUUACCAAAGGAUAGUGACCGCAGACAGAGCCGCCACCGGCAACUAACAAAUGACCUCUGACCUCUGAACUCUUCACCCAAUGAUGAGCCGCCCCAAGCCUGCCUGCUGAUCAGAUUAACUGGUAAUUGCCUUUUGCUAGCCUGUUGGACGCUGAGAAACCCAGAGAGGCACCUGUGCACCACCCUAACACACACAGCCAACACAAACCCACAACGAGAUCAAAUGCCUACGAACCGACGAGUUGUGAUGAUUGUUAGGCGUUUGUUUAUUGACUGUAACACCCCUUCCUUUCUCUCUCUCUCUCUCUCUCUCUCCCCCCUCCCCCUUGCUUGUUUCUUUCUUUUUUUCUUUCUCAGUCCUUUGAUAGUUGGGUGAUGUUUUUGGUAGCAAAAAUCUGCACUGAGGUUAAUAAGCAAUAACAAACAGCGAGAUGGGGUAUUAUUGUUCUCCCGUACCUGCACAUCCCCGCUACGUUUUAAUUUCAGUAAUUACGAUUCGGAACAAUCGGGAUGCAGAUUCAAAUUCAUGGACAUAUCUACGUCUAAAUUUAGUGAGUGCAAAGGAAGAAGGAAAGAAACCCACUCACACAAACCUGUUACGUGUCAUUGUCGUGUGUAUCGAUGUGUUUAUUUUGUUUUGUUUAUCUUUCAUCUGUUAAGUUUUUCACAAUGCUGACACAUUCUGGGUGCGCUGUCCAGCUGCGCUGAGUGCAUGGCUAAAACCAUGCACUGCUUUUGGGGGGGCGCUAUUUCUUUUUUUGUGUUUUCUUUUUUAAUUAUUAUUGUUUUGAUAGUAGGAUAGUUUAAUCAUACCUGCAAUACGAGUGCCAUCUCAAGCGUGUGGAAGGAGGAUGGGGUUAAGAAGAGUAUUCCAGAGUAUUCUCAGUAAUCUUAAAUCUUAGGAUGUUUAUGGCUGCGGAGAUUUGGGCAGGAGGAGUUUAUUACUCACCUACGCCACCCCAAAAACACCCCCAGCCUCGAAAAUACAGUGCCUGAAUUUAUAGAUUCAAUUUUUGCUUUUUUUUUUUUUUUGGAAUGAGCUGUGAGACAAAAGAAAAAAAAACAAGUAUUACGUGUGUAUUUAGCCAAAGGGUUCCAGUUUGAUCAAUUUCUCUCUCUACAUUUAUGUAUCUAAGCGCAGAGGGUUAGUUCUUUUAGUCUAGAGUCUGAAAAGGUGUGUGAUGUGCCUGUGUACGCAUGAAGACAAUAAUCCCUCGGCCACUGUGCUUCAAUCUCAUUUAAGUUGAAUAAAAUCGAGAAACACUACGAAUCAUGGAGAAUUCAUGGAGACAGGAAGCCAGGAAAGGAGUUCUGUACAUACCUGCGGUUUUUAUAUAUAUAUAUAUAACUUUAUUUUCCCUUCAUGAUUAACUUUGUUUUCCCUAUUUUGAAUUCUUAAACCUUUAAAAAUUGGGCGUCAUUAAAAAAAAAAAGAAAAAAUUUCUAUUCCCGCUGAAUCUCUCUCAUACGAGAUUUAUUUUUUGAUUGUUAAAGAAAAGAAAGGAGGCGGGGAAUAAUAACGCUCAUCCACAAUGUGUCCCGCAGUUUUGUUUUGUUUUGUUUUUUCAAACUUCAGUCCGUAGUUCAGCUGCUGAUCUCAGAGCUGAACUCUUUCUCAAGAAAAAAAAAAAAAAACAGAAUAGGAUGUGAAAGCCAUGUCUGCCUGUUCAAAUUGCUUUAUACAUACAUGAUUAUAUAUAAAAAUAUAUGUAUACAAAUGUAGAUAAUGUCAUUGCAUAUUAAAAUGCAGAACCGAUCAAAAUUAGAUACUUUUACAGGGUGCUGGAGAAGAAAUAUAUUUUUGGCAAUUUUAGCUUUUUAUACUUAACUUGCAGUUAAAAAAUGUACAAAAAACCUAGAAAAAAUAAAAAAGAACAGGACGGAAGGUUGCGUAAACGUUUUUGUUAUUGGCGAUGAAAACCCAAGAAACUCUGGAGUAUUUCCAGUUCUAAAGCAUUAAAGGGGGAAGUAUUAGACAUUUGUAAAAGGGGGAAAAGUGCCUUAUUGAUGGUUUUUUUUGUUUGUUUUUCUCCGAGUUGCGUUGUGUUCAGUAAUAUAAUAUUGUGCGACAGUGACGGCGACAGCGGUGCUUCGCGCAUAGAGAAGGAUAAAGUGUUGAGUUCGAUCGCCGCUCAGCUGUGCCACUCGAUCUACUCUAUGCAAAAAAAAAAUAGCAGUCAUUCGACCAGCUAACUACGUGCCAUGAUUUGUCUUCCCGAGAUUAGGUUAACGUCUCUCUCUCUCUCUCUCCCUCUCUCCCUCCCUCUCUCCCCCUCCCUCCAUCCAUUCUGUUCUCUUUCCCUUUAUGGCGUUUGAACAAAAUUUCGUAUGUCUGUUAUUGUUGCUAUUUGACGCAAACUGCCAUUUAAAAUUCGGAUUUACAAACUGGAAGUUUGGGAUUAUUAUUAUUAUUAUUAUUAUUAUUAUUGCUUUCAUGAGAUAAUGCUUUGCCUAAAUCUCUUGUGCUUUUUUUUUUUUUAAUAAAUAAAUUGAAAAGAGCUUCUAGUUAACUUUGAGCAGAACGUAGGCAUGGAGCUGCUCAGCGGUUCGAGAUCUUGCUCCUCAGCCGUAAGAAAAGCUGUUACCGAAUCGUAUUAACUAUAACAUUUUGAGCCCAGCACGCAGCGUUUAAACAAUUAGCGAGGUUUAAUUGCAUUCUGGGCGAAGAAAAACAAAUCUAUAGUCCGUUUCUCAAACUAAAUUCUCUGAAUUUCAUGGCAGCCUGUUUUCAUUCUGUUCUCUCAAGCUGUUACACAGGAAAGGUCAACUUUCUUCUUCAGUGUUAGAAGCUCUUUUACUUUUGUUUGUUUGUUUGUAAUGAAAUGCAAUAUCAGACUGGAGGUUUGCGAAGACAGCCCUGAUUAAGAAACAGUAUUAGGAGAAAUGUCCUCCGCGAUGUUACUACAUGCUGUCGGUCAUUGUUUUAAGGUCGAUUUAGUCCAUCAGGUUUCUAGAGAAAUCUCUUGUAUUCUCUCCUGCCUGCCUAAUACAUGUAUAAUAAUGUAAUUUACAAUCAUUGUUACAGGUUUCUAAUGUAUUUUUCUAACUUCAUUUUAUAUGUAUAUUAUAAAUCACUCUUCUGGCUGGUUUUUUUUUUUCCUUUUCUUUUUUUGAUGCCCACUACAGUUAUAAUUUUUUUUUUUUUAACUCACCUCUUUUGCUGUCUCACUCAGAGUCUCUCUUGUUGGGGGCGUGGCCUUUCCAGCAGUUACAUUUAAUUUCCUUGCCGAUCUUUAGCUUGUUUAACUCAUUAGCCGACUAUAUUAGUUUUCCUUGUCGAGAUUUUUACAUGCUUGCGUUUAGUUUUCAUGGUGUAUGCUGUUAUUUUUCUUAUUAACCCCCUUGCCAUUUAUUUUAAUAAAAUAUUCUUAGUAAGAAUUUUACUAACUUGCUGAUAUUUUUGUUGGUCUUGUGUUUAACCUGUUGAAUGAACGUACUACUUUUGACCUGGAUCACGGACUAACACCAUUAAAACUGGUCUCAGCCCAUUUCACACAAAUGAAAGAAGCGCACUAACACACACACACACACUCACUCUCUCUCUCUCACACACACGUGUGUAAUAUGCUUAAAAUUACACUUGUGCACUGGAUCAUGGACUUGGGCACCCACAAACACGCACAAUCCGGUCCAUCCUCACUCUGCUAUGCUGACCCAAACCCACGCUGUCACACACACACACACACACACACACAGAGAGAGAGCACUCAGUUUAUAAGAUCUAGCGCUCUUGGAACAACAGGCUAAUUUAUUUAUUAAUCUAGGCUUAUUAGUUAAAAAAACACAAUGAGGAUGUCCUGUUAUAAGAAAAUAAUCAACACAUCUUACUUCUUGAACAUGUGAAACAAGUUCGUUCCUGUGGUUAUAGCAGCUAUAAACGCUCCUUCCUUCACCAGUCACUCUAUUUGUUCUGCUUUCUAGGAAUGAAGAAGUCAAAAGUUGUCACGUUACCGAUCGAAAUGUAUAAAUAAAUAAAAUAAAUCCGUCCUGCCGCUUUUUCCGUGUUGGAACCGUAAAGGCUUUAGUCCCGACUGUGCUUGAAUACUGAAAUGAAAACAUCACCAUGUCGGUGAUUACAAACAUGUUUAGCUCUGUUUAUCGAGACUGCUUUGACUGAACGCACAUCACGCAAUUGCAACAAAAAACCGCGAACUCUUCCGAAUAUCGUGAGGUUCGCUCGAUUGUGCGUUCGUUUCUGUGACCGCGGAAUGCUGGACCACUUUCUGACCAAUCAGAAUCCGGAAUUAAACGGAAGCCUGACGAGAACCCUGAAGCUGAUUGUUUUCCAUUAACAUGGUUUUAUUCCUUUUAGACCACAGCAGUUUGCAGACUGACCAUUUUUUUUUUUUAUCCAAUUAUUGCUACAGUAACAUCGUGGAAUGUCACGGCACUUAUGCUAUAGAAUCUAUAAAGAGUCAUUCCCUUAUCAGUCUUCCCCCCCCCCCAAAGUUAAGAUUCUAAAGAAUGCAGCAGGUCAGAAACCUGUAUGGCUUUUACCGCUGACGGUUGCGUAGCGCAGUCUGCGUCUCCUCGCGUAAAUAUCUGCUUUUACACGUCAGACAGCUGAACCAUAGCGACCAUGAUGCGUUUUCCUCUGUUAACACUGCGCUUUUAAAAUCACACUUUUGAUGGGGUUCUGUUGUUAAUUCCCAACAAACAAGUCCUUGUGAGUUCAGGAAUAACGUCUCCAAACUUGUACGCGUACUCGCAGGCCGUCGGUGUGAUUCCGUCAGUGCAGAGUUUAUUUCAGCUCAUCGACUGCUGCCAAUAAAUAAGUAUAUAAAUAAAGAAAUAGAAACAAGUUUGUACUUGCAAGAGCUGCUCUUCUCGUCGCCUUGGAGACCGAGUGAUGGUCUCCUCGAAGUCCAACACAUUUGUGGAAUAUUUUCGUCCUUUGUUUAAAUUGUUUGUUUUUUUAACCUUCUCGCCUUUUCCUGUUCAUUUGAAACCUCAAGCACAAUUAAUAAUGCAUACUAAUUAUUCUCGGUUUGGUUUUUCCUAAUCCUGACAUCAGUUUCUCUUUUUCCUUUAAACUGUUCUCUCACUAAUUCACCAGCUGUCGCGACUGACGCACAUGCAAACAUUAACUUUAAUUAAUCUGGAUUUUAGACCUACUUUAACCCACUGAGUGAUGCAGAUACGCUUUUUUUUUUUUUUAAAUCACCAAACGAAUCAAUUUUGUCCUAAUGCUUUUCAUAAUCAAAACUCACCCUUUAGCUUCUCAUUAGAUUCAGACUUGGAUUUUGUUAUCAUGAUUGAUGUCCUUGGUUUCUUUUUUUUUGUAUGAGGAAGACGUUUUCAUGUUUUGAAUGUACAAUACACACAGAGCUUCAGAGGAAUCAGUUUUUAUUAUCAUUAACUCAACAUUUUGGGUCUUUUUGUACCCCCAACUAAAUUAUAUUCCUUUUUUUGUAAAGUUCUUUAAAAUAAGCUUUUGCUGUAUUUUUGUAGCGGCUCUGCGUUUAUAUUCAGACGAAGAAAAAUGAUUUCCUUACUGACUGGAAUGAAGGAAUCACAAAGCACCAGGAAUUUCAGGGACUGCCGUAUCAUAUUGCUCCUUCAAAUACCUGCUCAAAAUAUUUCCUUUAUUGUUACUCUGGAUUUAUACAUUUUUACACACUGGGCCUCAUUUAUCAGACUGGAACAUUUACAUAUAAGCAGACUAAUGCUCGGAAGCCCUGAACCUCAAAUGUUCUUUCAAUUACUUUCAUUAUUUUGAUUUAGUAUCUCACUAUUUUGAGUUACGAUAUACUGAGUGAAAAUAAUGAUACUGAGUGAACACGCAUCAAAAUACAGAGAUAAUAAUUCAAAAUAAUAAGACACUGACUCGAACUAGAGAUACGAAUUCAGUUCAACGAGAUAAUGAGUCAUAAUAACGAGAUACUAAAUCCAAACAGUGCGAUACCGAGUGAAAAUGAGCUGCUGAGUCAAAAUAGCGAUACUAAAUACAGAUUUUCCUAGCGUUAUUCCCGCGCUAUGCCAGGAUUUGCUUCGGCAGAUCGUUGGUCUGCAUAUCUGACUUGGCACGGUUGUACCCCAGAUGCCCGUCCCGAUGCAACCCUCCAGGUUUGAUACCGGCUCUGAGUCCAACCCCCAGGGGCUGGAGUUCCCGGCCUGGGAAUCAAACCCGGGCUGCAGCGGUGAGAGUGUGGGAUCCUUAACCGCUGGACCGCCAGAGAACAUACCUCAUCAGAAUUACAAGAUACACAAAAAUACCCCAUCCAUGUGGAGGUUGAGAUGUUGGCGUCCUGCGUUUUGCUCCUCAGUUUGUGUAAAUUUACGUAAUCAGGAGACUCACUGACGUACACAAGCCCUGAACCGCAAGGUGUGACUUUUUUUCAACAUUAUUUUCACUUGAUAUCGCUUGAUGAAUAUAAUGUGAUAUUAAAUCAUAAUGACGACGUGAUGCGUCAAAAAUGAUUACAGCAGUUUAUAAAACAUUUCUGUGUCUUGUAGUUCAGUUCCGCACUCGUGACCCUCAGCUGAUCGUCUUCAGAGCGCAUCAUUGGAGACGAGUUACUGGGAUUUAAUAUAAAGUCUACGCUGUUAAGUGUAAAUCACUUAUUUCAAUUGAAUAGCUAUGGAGUUAGGACAAAAGUAACGGUGCCCUGUAACAGGAGGAAGAGUUGGUGUCUGGACGAUGUCCGAGACUCUGCGUUACUGGAAGAGUUCCAGCUCAGUCACGGUUUAGUCUUUGUUUUGUCUUCUUAUGGACUUUUAUAGGUCACUGAAUCUUUUGUAAAUCUGACAGGAAUGUUUUCGCACAACUGUACUAACGGAUCGAUAAAUGAGGCCCAUUGAUCCAUCUGCCAUAGACAGUCUCGUUAGUCUCGAUGUUCCGUUUAAAAUAGUUCUAAAAAGAGUUCUGUUUUGUUUUUUCUAAACUGCGUAUGCGUUCUCCGUCUUGUGCUUUGAACCGAAACACAGAGUUUCAAAAUAUGACUGGACCAUAAAGUGCCUUUAGUUUCAUAAGAUCCGUGUGCUAUACACAGACCUCUGAAAAGGACAUGCUGCCUUUUAAUCUGCUUUUAUUAAUCAACAGAUGAUAAUGAAAUGAAUGAAAACAUUCCUCUAAGGACUGCAAGCUGUAGUGCUCCUGCCAACGUGGCACUCAGGGGGUUAAAGACAAACUACUUCUACCAAAUCUUUGAGGUAUUUUUUAAAACCUGAGCAGAAUAACCUACUGGAGCUUUUACUUUUGUUUUGUUUUUUUAAUGCAUAAUUUUUUUUCUCUCUCAUCAUUUGUAUGUUGUUUGAAGUCCAAGCGUGGAAAGCGAUAAAGGUGCACUGAAUCGCUGAUUUAUUAUUUUCGGGGUGUCUAAGACAUGGUAUGUAAAGACGUUUUUAAAUCUUUGUUGUUGCCUUGUUUUAUAUAUAGAAAUAAAUGAGGUUGGGGGGAAAGAAAACUGUGAUGUGUGCAAUAAAGUAUUAAAACUGGA
Molecule: messenger RNA, 8901 nt
Organism: Ictalurus furcatus (blue catfish)
Lineage: Eukaryota; Metazoa; Chordata; Actinopteri; Siluriformes; Ictaluridae
Gene: qkia
Product: QKI, KH domain containing, RNA binding a
Exons: 8
Coding region: 358-1509 (383 amino acids)
Biological process (GO): regulation of mRNA splicing, via spliceosome
Cellular component (GO): nucleus
Molecular function (GO): mRNA binding
Source: RefSeq, a predicted model, not a curated record